UAGUUCUCCAAGAGUUCUGUUGUCCAUCAAAAUAUUUCAAGAAAUGGCUAAAUCAAUCAGCGCUGCUACCUUGCUGGGCCUUGUCCUGUGCUGUGCCUUGCUAAGCACGGUCUAUGCCGGCAACGAUUAUCUGUGGGGCGAGAUCGGUGACAACGAUUACAAGUUGGCAAAGGAUACCGUCUCCAAGGCCUUCUUCGUUGGCUUGGUGCAGACCAAGAAAUACGUCUUCAAGCAAAGCAAUGACCUGAAUGCUUUGACAAUUACGGCUAUUAAGGUUACCGACAAGAAGUCGAGCAAUGGAGCUACUGCUGUGCUGGUUGCUGGCGGUCCAGGCUCUAAGGGCGCCACCAUUCAAUUCACCUCGCAGCGCGGCUACGGCAUCAAGGAUGUUGUUGAAAUCUGGGGACGAUAAAGAAAAUGCGAAGAUUCCAAUGUGUCUAGCAUGCCUAAAAGUAUACCAUAAAGCAGAAUAAAAUGAUCUUUGCCAGAGAUUAAAA
This is a messenger RNA of Drosophila sulfurigaster albostrigata, 497 nucleotides long. RefSeq lists its product as uncharacterized. The record is from RefSeq and is a predicted model, not a curated record. The coding region runs from base 44 to 412 and encodes 122 amino acids. The transcript is spliced from 2 exons. NCBI's taxonomy places the organism in Eukaryota, Metazoa, Arthropoda, Insecta, Diptera, Drosophilidae.